AUGCGAGGGGUUAGGGGUGAUUUGUCGUUUGAGGGCUUGAAGAAGCUGGUUGAAGAAGUUGUUAGGGUAAACUCAAAAAUGGACAAGAUUGAGUUACAUGCAUUAAUCAAUGAUGCACAUUGCUUUGUAGUUAAACCUAUCAACCGAGUGGAGUUCGAAGUUAAAGACAGGAAGAUGGACGGACUUGUAAACCUGUCGAAGAAUACGUGUUCAUGUUGUGAGUUCCAAACAAAUUUGCUUCCAUGCAGCCAUGCCAUUGCAGCAAUAAGUAAAUGCAAACAUGAAGCCGUUGAAUUCUGCGCUGACUAUUACAAGACAAUCAUUUUGGUUGAGGGUUAUGCAGGGUCCAUUCCCCCGAUAGGCCAUCCUAGUGAGUGGGACAUCCCCCUUCAUAUGAAACAAAUUGUGGUGUUGCCACCAGCUUGGCGAUGCUAA
Theobroma umbraticum is the source of this 435-nucleotide messenger RNA. RefSeq lists its product as uncharacterized. Lineage: Eukaryota; Viridiplantae; Streptophyta; Magnoliopsida; Malvales; Malvaceae. The record is from RefSeq and is a predicted model, not a curated record. Gene Ontology annotation, molecular function: zinc ion binding.